AUGGCAGGACAGACAUCCUCUUCGGACUGUUCUCAUCUAAUCGACCAUAGCCACAUCCCUGAGUUUGAGGUGUCUCCUUGGAUCAAGAUCACUUUGGCCUCAGUGUAUGUCUGCAUCUUUGUUGCGGGCAUCUUGGGCAACAGCAUCACCAUCAAGGCCACCAGGAUCCUGCAGAAGAAAGGCUACCUGCAGAAAGAGGUCACAGACCACAUGGUGAGCCUGGCCUGCUCUGACCUGCUAGUCAUCCUACUGGGCAUGCCCAUGGAGUUCUUCAGUGCCAUCUGGAGCCCCUUUUCCACCCCCAACGGCAACAUAGCUUGCAAGCUCUACUACUUCCUCUUUGAAGCCUGCAGCUAUGCCACUGUGCUGCACGUGGCCACCCUCAGCUUUGAGAGGUAUGUGGCUAUCUGCCACCCCUUCAAGUUCAAGUCAGUCUCUGGACCUCGCACAGUGAAGCUGCUCAUUGCCUUUGUCUGGGGGACAUCUGUCAUAGUGGCUCUGCCCCUGCUCUUUGCCAUGGGCACAGAAUAUCCCCUGGAAACCAUUGAGGGCUACAGAGGUACGACUGCCUGCACCAAGCCCAUGCCAAGGCACCACCUCCCUGAGCUGAAGCACAAUAUGACCAUCUGUACCAGCCUCUCCUCUAAGUGGCCUGUCUUUCAGGCCAGCAUCUUCAGCGCCUUCACCGUGUACAUCAUAGUGCUGGGAUCUGUCACCUUCAUGUGCCGCAGCAUGAUGAAAACCCUGAUGAUCCACAAGGAAGGAACUGUAGCAGUGAAGGGUGGACUAAGACACCAGGAGCAGUACUUAAGAAAAAGCGAGAGCUCAGAAGGCAAGAGCUCCAGGAGACAGAUCAUUUUAUUCCUGGGGGUACUUUUAGCUACAAUGAUAUAUUUUAAGAAACCUGAUUUUCCUGCAUGUUUUUUACUCGCUCUUUUUGUCAUUAGAACAG
This is a messenger RNA of Antrostomus carolinensis (chuck-will's-widow), 952 nucleotides long. RefSeq names its product G-protein coupled receptor 39. The record is from RefSeq and is a predicted model, not a curated record. NCBI's taxonomy places the organism in Eukaryota, Metazoa, Chordata, Aves, Caprimulgiformes, Caprimulgidae. The transcript is spliced from 2 exons. Gene Ontology annotation, cellular component: membrane. Gene Ontology annotation, biological process: G protein-coupled receptor signaling pathway. The annotation marks the transcript as partial. Gene Ontology annotation, molecular function: G protein-coupled receptor activity.